Messenger RNA from Pyricularia pennisetigena, 339 nucleotides. RefSeq lists its product as uncharacterized. Lineage: Eukaryota; Fungi; Ascomycota; Sordariomycetes; Magnaporthales; Pyriculariaceae. The record is from RefSeq and is a predicted model, not a curated record. Bases 1 to 339 code for a protein of 112 amino acids. The transcript is spliced from 2 exons.
AUGCGACUCUCAACGACCUAUCUCGCCGCCGCCCUGGCCGUCGUCCAAUCUGCCGCCGCCAUGAGGGAGCUCUUACUUACCCCCGACUCGCCCGUCUCCGGAUCUGGCAACAACUCGCCCUCCACAAAAUCUGGCAACAACUCGCCCUCCACAAAAUCUGGCAACAACCGGCCCUCCAGAAAACCUGGCAAGGCCAUCAAAUAUAAUGGGUGCCAGGUUACAGUCGUAGCCAACCAUCAUUCAAGGGCAAAGCCAGGGGAUAUCUGGAGGUAUCAGUCUUUGCCGGCCGUAUGUGGUUACUGGGGCAAUACAUUAGAGGUGGAGCAACAAUCAGCAUAA